Neopsephotus bourkii (Bourke's parrot) is the source of this 3320-nucleotide messenger RNA. RefSeq lists its product as uncharacterized. The record is from RefSeq and is a predicted model, not a curated record. NCBI's taxonomy places the organism in Eukaryota, Metazoa, Chordata, Aves, Psittaciformes, Psittacidae. The coding region runs from base 269 to 1087 and encodes 272 amino acids. The transcript is spliced from 5 exons.
GAAAGCGAAGGAACUUCGGUGUUUAUUUGUAGGCUUUGAAAGGGGUUCCCUCCCCCUGCCGCCCCCGAGGGCUGUAGGACAGAGCGCGGUGCGGAAGAGAGAGGGGCACAGCUGGAGCGGGCUGUCCCCAGCCUCACCCCGCCGCCGCGUACCUGGGGUGCUGGAUGCGAGCUCUGCGGAGCUCCUCCGAGCGCAGCAGCGGCGGCUCGGCAGAUGUAAGAGGCGUGCGUGUAUACUUAACCCUUUCUUGGCUCCUCGGAUUUGUACCAUGCUGAAGAUCCUCACCAAAAAGCUCAGGAACCAGAGUUUGAACGAAAUUCAGCCUUUCCAGCUAAAGAUCUCCUACCCCCAAAGUGAUGAGGACAGCGAUGACUCUGAGGGAGAGAACCAGGAACUUGCUCAGAUUGAUAGAGAGAGAAGACGGAAUUGUACCUUGACCCCUCUGGCCCCCAACCAGCUCCAGAACCAGGAGAACCAAUGCUGCAAGGUCCAUGCCCUCCUCCACGCCAGCCUUGACCGCCACAGCUCGGAAGAGGAGCUUGAGCGCAUCCACCGGGAGUUUGCGGCUGAGAAGCGGAAGUGGUCGCAGGUGAGCAGGCUUGCCUGCUGCAGUGACAGCAACAACACCUCCUCCAGCGACGACGAGGUGAAGAACCUGUGUGCCAUGUCCUUCCGGCCUGUGGCAGAGCCCGCCGAUGCCCUGCACGCCAGCCCCAGCCCCGUGCUCUUCAGUGCCUCCCCUCCCAAGAGACUCCAGCCCUUGGUGCGGAGCACAGCCUCCAGACCUUUAAUCUUCACAAGUGUUGGGGCGGGCCUGGAGCAAGUCAUGCCUUGUAAGAGACAUCGACAAGGGUAUGGGGAUAAGGUCAGCAGGCCCAGCCUUGACCUGGAAAAAAUGCAACAGAAGAUGCUGCUUAAGAAGAAUUGUGGAGCGAAGACUAGAGUAAUUAAAAUUCGUAGCAUCAAUGGAGGCUGCCCGCCACCCCACUUUGUCUAUGAUCCAUCCACCUUUGCCUUCCGUUCCCUCAGCACCUUGAAGCCGCUGAGCCCGAUAGCUCCGGUGGAAGAACCGUCAUGUGCCUACUGAAGGAGUUUCUCCAAAAACCUCAGGAACUGCAAUCCAACCGCCUGCCUGGCAGGGAGAAGGGGAGGUGGUGAUACUCAAGGGGAUGGGUGGGAGAAGAAGAGGACAUUGACACUUCUUUGCAGUACAGCUUUUCUGGCAGCAGGAAGCGUAUGGCUUUGCAGCAGUGCCUGUUUUCCUACCAAUGCCAUAUGUGAAUAGUGGCAAAGGGAGAGAUUUUUGUCUUUCAGGGCAAAACAAUCCAGUCAGGUCCAGAAACUGGCAAGGGCAGCCACCAAGGCAGUGUGAAACCUGGGGAUGGUGGUGGUAGAUAUCUCCAAGGGGUUCAGGGGCUAGUAUGGCCUAUAUGGCAGCAGGGACAAGUGGUCCACGGGUGUGAAACCAAGUCCAGUUUCCCAAGGGUGCCUGUGUCUACAGUGCUUUGCUGUAGACCUGAUCUUUCUCUCACUCAGAAGUGAGCUCAGGAUUGGAGACAGAGGCUAUACAGGACUGCCUGCAAAGCAAGAAGAUCCCUCUCUGAUAUUGCUAUAAUUGCAUUCACUUCAAGCUCUUGUGAAUGGAAGACCCUUGGAGGGGGUGCGGAGAGGUAGCAGGCACAUCUAGCUGUGAGUUCCAGCUGGUCUGCUGGCAACUCAGUGAUAUCAUCUAAAAGGGGAUUGAAAUGAGAGGCAUGAGCCUCCCACUUGUAGAGUAAAACUCUAGAAUGGAAGGUCUGUGUUCAGCCACCUGAGAAAACACAGCACCCACCCUCAGUCCUCAGCAUUAUCAGAGAGAAAAGCUUGGGGGUGACUGUGUGCUAUUGGGUUCCUCUCUGCUGAGGCUGUGUUCUGGAAUACGCAGCACUUCUCCACAGCAUUACCCUGCUGCCCUAGCAUGAUGCUAAAAGUAACUGCUGUUACCAAACUCAACCAAAUCUAAUGUCUCCAGCAAGCUUUCCACUCCCCUGUUAUGCUGUCUAGUAAAUUCAGGCACACUUAUAUCAGUGGAACAAGUAUUCCCAGAUAUAGCAUAGAGUGGAAGAAAGAGGUCUCUGUUUUGUGGCCACUUAGUGGUAGGAGAGGAGUUCCAGUGAAGCUAUGGGACAUUUCUCCAUACAGUCAUAAGGCAGUUGGGACCAUGCUGGGCUUUACUGCCACUGGAAUUUGACUAGGAUCUGCCCUUGAGGUGUGUAUGUGUUCUGUGCCACAAGGCAACAGCUAAUAGAACAAGGUUUUACCUCUUCUGGUGAGGCAGAGGAACAAGGCAUUUCCCCUUGCUGCACUUGGCAGAGAGAGUAACCUCUUUGUCUAGGUGCUCCCCACCUUGAGCCUCUAUCUUGCUGAGUGCAAGGGGGAGUGAGCAGUUUACUUCUUGCUUGGAUCAAGAGGUACAACUGUGAGUAAAAUACUCGGUUUUAACUCUGCUGCAGCGGGGAGGUCUUUGAUGCCACUCUGUGGAUGAGACCAGUGGUCAGUCCGGCUGCCACUAAGAGGCUACACAGUGAACCAGCACUCACUGGUGCUUUCUGGGCCCUUCACUGAGACCCCUGGGGAAAGCCCAAAGGCCGUGGAGCCCUGGGGACCCAAAUCCUCAUCUCUAUCCUCCUCCCUCCCCAGCCGCCUCUCACACAGACAGGCAGAGCAGCUGGGCAACGCAGUGAGGGAACAUCUGUCCAGAUGCUGACCCAGCUCUUCCUGCUCUUUGGCUCCAGGCCACCACAGCUGGGCCACCCCCAGCACCAGCAUCACCUCCAGGGGUGUGCUUGCUUUUGUUGGUGAGGUACCUCUGGCAGAGCAUCGUGGCUCCCUGCAGUAAGUCCCUUUCUCCAAGAAAGGCCAAUUCCUCUGCUGAAUCCUCCUGCCCCUAUAGAGACUCUGCUUGUCUUGUUUUGAUGGCACACCUCUGCUUUUUAACUGCUGCCGAUCAACCUGACCAGUGCAGGACAGGAAGCAUUGGCCCUUCAGACCAAAUCCCUGUGCUCAGGACAUGUGGUCCCUGUCUCAAGAGCCACGUUCCCCAUGCAGAUGGCCCUUGCGUGGCCCCAGGCUUUGCUCAGCAAGAGCUGCUGAGGUGCUUGGCCCCAGAGCUGUGUUUCUGCCAACCCAUGAGUGCUGCCAGCUGCCUUCCCCAGGUGGGAGCACAGGGAUGUCCUGCCAAUAUCGAUGCCUUUUAGUACUUUUGUAACUUUUCUUGUCUUUUUGAAUUGGAAAAAUAAUUAAAACAGCAAUGAAAUAAAGUGUAACAGCUGCUAUAUUCA